AUGUCCGAUAACACCGUUCCUCUGUGGUGGACAAUUGUCCAAUCCAAGCGAGCAAGCCGGGACAGUACCAUCCCUGCAGAAUGGCGAUUGCAACCUGGUCAAGUGCCGGAUGAACAGCUUAACGUCAUUGACGUCCCUGUCAAGCGCGGGAUCCUGACAUCUAGGGAGUUAGAGAUCACGGAAACGGACGUGACUAGACUAGUACAGAAGCUCAUCAGCCGGGAGUACAGUUCAUUUGAAGUAUAUCAUCAAGCGGUCACACUAGCUUUCUGCAAACACGCCGCCAUUGCACAACAAAUUGUCAAUUGUCUCAGCGAGAUCCUUUUCGAAAAGGCCCUCGACGCUACUAAACGUCUCCAUGCCGAGUAUACAACAACCGGCAUUACUCGCGGUUCCCUUCAUGGUCUGCCCACCUCCCUCAAAGACUGUUUCAAAAUUGAGGGAAUCGACGCAACUAUUGAAUAUAGAGCAUAUGCCAACCAGCCAACUCUACAGGAUGAAACAUGCAAUGCCAUCUAUGGCUACACUUCCAACCCAUAUAAUCGAAAUCUCUCUAGCGGCGGCUUGUCAGGGGGCGAAAGUGCGUUUUGGCUCUACAAAGAUCUCCCUUGGGUGCUGGCACCGAUGUUGGAGGCUCUGUCCGCAUACCAGCCUCAUUCUGCGGUCUUUAUUCUCUUAAGCCAUCUUCGAGACGCUUUCCCACAUCUGGCCUUCGAGAUGGCACGGAGGGCCAAGAAGCAUGACACAGGUCGGGAAAUGGACGCUCUACUCAUGCCAUGUACUGCAUGGCCGGCGUGCGGGAAGUACGAGUUUACAUACGACAACUAUUCGAGUCUAUGGAACGUUGGCUUUGGUAUUUGGGUGAACACUCCUGAGGGAACGACAGGUCAAAUCAUUCUGCCGCAGUCCACUGAGGGAAGCUUCUAUCAGGCUACUUUGGACGGACAGGCCGUAACAAAUGGAUCGAACUACACGGGACGGAAUGACAUUGAAGCAAAAGUCUGGAAAAAUUAAUUUGUUAAACUGCAUGGUGUGAAGGGCUGA
Molecule: messenger RNA, 1044 nt
Organism: Penicillium lagena
Lineage: Eukaryota; Fungi; Ascomycota; Eurotiomycetes; Eurotiales; Aspergillaceae
Exons: 6
Coding region: 1-1014 (337 amino acids)
Source: RefSeq, a predicted model, not a curated record